AUGUCAUGCCCAAUACGUCAGGGACUGUCCUUGGAACUGUGGAACGGAGGGCAUGAUGAAACCCUUCUCUCUCUUGACCUUUCUCCUUUCCCCUCUCUCUCGCUUGCAGUGGUGGAAGGUCGAGGAGGGGUCGUCGACAGCAUGCAGCGGUUUUCGAGCUUGCCCAUCUACCUGCCGGUGAGUUACCGCAUCUCCAAGGCCGAGGUGGCCUUCUUCCUGAAAGAAACCAACCAGGACAUUAUGAGGAACGCCAGCCUGCAGUCCAGAACGGAAUAUUUCCUUCUCUACCAAGCCACCCAGUUGCCUCUUUUGAAUGCGACUUAUGGCCCGUUUGCCAUCGAGCAAACGGUGCCCCUCAACCUCCUCCUGACGUCUGCGGCCUUCCGGUCUCCCGACCGGUUGACUUUCAACUGGAAAUUGCGGUCGCGCAUCAUCAACAGUGCCGUCUUUCCCAACAGGCCAAAAGUUCAGGCUUUGUUCUACGUCGCUGGCAAAGACUGGGAAGACGAGGAUCCUGCCGAGACCUUCCCUUGCGUGCAGAUGGCGGCCUUCCAGGAGGAUCGAGUCGUUGUUGGCAGCUGCCGGUUGAAAGGUCAGCUGGGGUUAUGCGUGGCGCGGCUGGAAUUUUCACCCAGCUGGUUCGACGUAGCGUCUCCGUCAUCUUUGUCACCGCUGGACCCAGAGUAUCAACCGGUGGUGGAGUCUUCGGAAGGGAACACGGUGGAACUUUUCUAUAGGAUGUACGAGGCUGAUGGGGAAUGUUCUUCAGAAGACCAGCUAUUGGAAGGGUUUCUUCGCUCAGAAGGCCCGGAAGAGGCCCAGGCACCUCCGGCUAUGAUGGGGAGAAUUGGCAGCGUGGUUCUGUACCCAACUCGGGACAAGCUGAAGAAGUCAUUGCUGAGCCUCGACGAUAACCUUGUGGUCUCUGUCCCGCUCAGACCAGUCAAGGAAGGUGACCUUGUUACGUUUCACAUAUCCCUUGCUGCUGGCUCUCGAGCAGAUCAGUUUACAUUAAGAAUUAAGGCUGCCCCGGGAAUGAAGAUAAUAGACAUUCGCGUCAACGAUCCCGACCAGUGGGGAGUUCAACAAGACGUAGACAAUGGAAGGACGCAGACUACCGCCACCAUUGUGUGCGAACGCAUCGAUCCCAACGCGGAGAGCAGGACCAACGUCUCUUCCUAUGAGAUCUUUCAAAUGGACUUCGAAAUUGACAACAGCAGUCGCUUGGUGGGGGCCCAGCAGAUCACCUGGCAGGUGGAAUACCCUCCCGAGGAAGCCCUGAGCGAGCUGCUGGUCUCGGAGAUCUUUGUCAGCCAAACCGCUUUUGCCGGGAUUGUUCCACUUGCAAUGGACACAGAGGUCCUUAACACAGCCAUUCUGACGGGGAAGACAGUGUCUGUUCCUGUAAAAGUGGUCGCUGUAGAAGAAGAUGGGUCAGUGAGGGAUGUAUCCGUGUCCGCGGACUGCAGAUCGGCUGAUGAAGACGUUCUAAAGGUUUCCGACAACUGCGAUGCCAUCUUUGUGAACGGGAAAGAAAUGAAAAGCAAAGUAGACACCAUUGUGAACUUCACCUACCAGCAUUUUACCACCCAGCUGGAAGUCACCGUCUGGGUUCCACGACUUCCUCUGCAAAUAGAGAUCUCGGAUACAGAACUGAGCCAGAUCAAGGGCUGGCGGAUCCCAGUCACGACCAACAAAAGACCUACCCGUGACAGCGAUGAGGAAGAGGAUGAUGAGAAAAAAGGCCGAGGUUGUACCCUCCAGUAUCAGCAUGCAGUAGUGCGAGUCCUCACUCAGUUUGUUGCCGAGUCAUCCGAUCUGGGAGGCCAGCUGACCUACAUGCUGGACUCCGAGUGGCAGUUUGAUAUCACGGAUCUCGUGGCAGACUUCAUGAAAGUGGAAGAGCCCAAAGUGGCCAAGUUACAAGAAGGCCGAGUUCUGUUAGGACGUGAGCCGGGAAUCACCACAGUUCAGGUUCUGUCCCCUCUCUCCGAUUCCAUUUUGGCGGAGAAGACCGUGAUUGUGCUGGAAGACCGAGUGACCAUCACGGACCUCGGGGUGCAGCUCGUCGCAGGCUUGUCACUCUCGCUCCAGACGAGUAAAGGCAACAAGAGGGUCAUCGUGUGUACAGCGUCUGCUUCUGAUAUCCUUCAUUCGCCGAAACAGGAAGCUGUGAUCAGCACUUGGAUUCUGUUCAGCGAUGGAUCCGUGACGCCGUUGGACGUCUACGAUACAAAGGAUUUCUCUCUCACCGUUACGUCGCUGGAUGAAAUGGUGGUGUCCAUCCAUCACAACGAGGAGGAUGACCGGGCACAAGUGGUGGCAGAAGGCGAUGGGCAGGGGCCGCUCAUCAAAAUAGAAAUGGUGAUCAGUGAACCCUGCCAGAAGUCCAAGCGGAAGAGCAGCUUGGCAGUUGGCAAAGGGAACAUCAAGGUGAAGUUUGGCCAGAAGGACUUGGACCACAAAAGCGACACCAAUGACGUUGAAGACGUAGACGCAGAUUUCAAAAACCACGGGAGCAACUCGGUGGAGAAGUCAAUGGAGCAAGAGAGGACAAGACAAGAUUGGCCCAAACAUGGCGCUUCCAUUGAUCUUGAAGAGGUCACUAACCAAAGCACAACUUCCAAGCCUCCCAUUAAUCAAGCUGUUGGGGAAGACCAGUUCCAAAACAGCCCAACUUCCUUAACCAGCUUUCCCACUCAAAUAGACAUUCCUGGGCAGAAUAACCCCAGUGACCUCACUUUAGCUUCCAGAGGCUUGACAGAUCUCGAGAUCGGCAUGUAUGCCCUUCUCUGUGUCUUCUGCUUGGCCAUUUUGGUCUUCUUGAUCAACUGUGUGGCAUUUGCUUGGAAAUACAGGCACAAAAGGUUUGCCGUCAGCGAGCAAGGCAACAUCCCCCAUUCCCACGACUGGGUAUGGCUCGGAAACGAGGUGGAACUCCUAGAGAACCCCGUGGACAUCUCGCUACCUUCGGAGGAGUGCACCACCAUGCUAGACCGAGGGAUGCAGUUUGAGGAGAGUAAUUUCCUCCUCAACGGGAGCUCGCAGAAGAACCUCCACAAUCAAAUCCUUCGGUCCACCGAGUACGCCUGCGAGAAAGAUCUCAGAAACGAACCCAUCAACCCACCGGGACCCAAACGGAAACGAGUAAAAUUCACAUCUUAUACCACCAUCCUCCCUGAGGAUGGAGGACCAUACACCAACUCUAUUGUCUUUGACAAUGACAGUAAUAUCAAAUGGGUAUGCCAAGAUAUGAACCUUGGCGAUUCGAAGGAACUUAGAGACUAUAUGGACAGGCUUCAGGACAAUAUGUAAAACUAAAUGAUAUAUAAAUAUAUAUAUAUAAAUAUAUAUAUAUAUAUAUAUAUUCUUUCUUAUGUUUGUAUUCACCUUUAUGCCUUCUGUUUUAUGGAUGAUGGAGCAGUCAAACCCAGCCAGCAAUAGGAGAAGUCUCUCCAAAUUUUGGGAGGUCCUGUGAUAUUAACUUCGUAUUGUUUAUAUCAGGUGCAAGAAAGAGCUGGCUGUGUUAUCUCCUGUUUCACCAGGUACCAGGAAACAAUGUGUGUCAAGACAGCUACCUGCAAAUUUUUUGGAGGUAUUACGCACAACCAGCUGUUUUUCUUACGCCACCUGGUACUAGUGAAUGCCAAUCCGGCUAUACACCUAAACUCCGAAGAUGGAUUGGUGCGUCAUCGUACAACGAAGUGUCAAAUUCCGAAAACGAACAUUGGUGGGGUGGGGAGGACUGGUGGUUUUUUUCUAGAGGACAUUCUUUGUAAAAGCACAGUAGACAUUCCUUGCUUACAGCCUGAAUCGAGGCCCCUUUUCAAGGAUCAGAAUGAAUCGGCUUAAUGUAACCUGCCUAUAAGUAAACGCAAGCCGAUAAAUACUUAGGGUUUUUUAAAAAAAAACUAUACAUCCCUGUGGUUAAUUUGUUUAACUGUAUUGUUUUUCAAGCUUUCUUGAUUUAUGGAACAUUUAUAUAUUUUCGUUCGCUAUAUCCUCCCCGGUUGUACCAAAGCGUACUAUGGUAUCUUUUCCACCAGGGCUGCACCGUUUAGUCGAUAAAUCAGUUUUUGAAAUACGCUGCUGGCGAAUUGGGCAGCAGA
Messenger RNA from Heteronotia binoei (common prickly gecko), 4109 nucleotides. It is a transcript of the gene TMEM132B, whose product is annotated as transmembrane protein 132B. Lineage: Eukaryota; Metazoa; Chordata; Lepidosauria; Squamata; Gekkonidae. The record is from RefSeq and is a predicted model, not a curated record. Bases 1 to 3315 code for a protein of 1104 amino acids. The transcript has 9 exons.